CUCCGCCCCUUCCCGUUCUUUAGUGCCGGGUCCGCAUGGCUGCAGAGUCGCACUCGGCGGCCCGACCGCGGUCCCGACCUGCCAUGGCCCAGCGGAGGAAAAAGAAGGGGCUUCGGAAGCGCCGGAACGCGGCCUCCCACGCCCGCAGCAGCGACUCGGAGGACGGCGAGUUUGAGGUCCAGGCGGAAGAUGACACCCGCGCGCAGAAGCUGGGACCUGGCAGACCCCUGCCCACCUUCCCCACCUCGGAAUGCACCUCGGACGUGGAGCCGGACACGCGGGAGAUGGUGCGAGCUCAGAACAAGAAGAAGAAGAAGUCGGGAGGCUUCCAGUCCAUGGGCUUGAGCUACCCGGUGUUCAAAGGCAUCAUGAAGAAAGGCUAUAAGGUGCCAACGCCCAUCCAGAGGAAGACCAUCCCCGUGAUCCUGGAUGGCAAAGACAUGGUGGCCAUGGCCCGGACGGGCAGUGGCAAGACAGCCUGCUUCCUUAUCCCCAUGUUCGAGCGGCUCAAGACCCGCAGCGCUCAGACGGGGGCCCGUGCACUCAUUCUCUCGCCCACCCGGGAGCUGGCCCUGCAGACCAUGAAGUUCACCAAGGAGCUGGGCAAGUUCACCGGCCUCAAGACUGCCCUGAUCCUGGGUGGGGACAAAAUGGAAGACCAGUUUUCAGCCCUGCAUGAAAACCCUGACAUAAUCAUUGCCACCCCUGGCCGCCUGAUGCAUGUGGCUGUGGAGAUGAACCUGAAGCUGCAGAGUGUGGAGUACGUGGUAUUUGACGAGGCUGACAGGCUCUUUGAAAUGGGGUUUGCAGAGCAGCUGCAGGAAAUCAUCAGCCGCCUCCCGGGGGGCCACCAGACGCUCCUGUUCUAUGCCACGCUGCCCAAAAUGCUGGUGGAGUUCGCCCGGGCCGGCCUCACGGAGCCCGUGCUCAUUCGGCUGGAUGUGGACGCCAAACUCAACGAGCAGCUCAAGACCUCCUUCUUCCUCGUGCGGGAGGACACCAAGGCCGCCGUGCUCCUCCACCUGCUGCGCAAUGUGGUGCGGCCCCAGGACCAGACGGUGGUGUUUGUGGCCACAAAGCACCACGCGGAAUACCUCAGUGAGCUGCUGACGACCCAGCGGGUGAGCUGCGCCCACAUCUACAGCGCCCACAUCUACAGCGCCCUGGACCAGACGGCCCGCAAGAUCAACCUGGCCAAGUUCACCCACGGCAAGUGCUCCACCCUCAUCGUGACGGACCUGGCGGCCCGGGGCCUGGACAUCCCGCUGCUGGACAACGUCAUCAACUUCAGCUUCCCAGCCAAGGGCAAGCUCUUCCUGCACCGCGUGGGUAAGAAGCCGGCGGGCGCUGAGCCCCGGGGGGAGCUGAGGACACAGGGCGCGACGCCCGCCCUUCAGCGCCUCCGCAGCCCACCUGUGAAAUGGGGGCGUCACCAGCCGCUGCCCCUUGAAGGGGAGAUUGCUCCACCCCUCCUUUAA
Messenger RNA from Myotis lucifugus (little brown bat), 1478 nucleotides. RefSeq names its product DEAD-box helicase 54 (gene DDX54). The transcript has 12 exons. Gene Ontology annotation, molecular function: nucleic acid binding; RNA helicase activity; ATP binding. Bases 36 to 1478 code for a protein of 480 amino acids. Lineage: Eukaryota; Metazoa; Chordata; Mammalia; Chiroptera; Vespertilionidae. The record is from RefSeq and is a predicted model, not a curated record.